AAUGGAGGGAGGGAAAACCAAAGCAGAGCAGAGCAAACCAAAUUAAGCAAAACACUACUACUGAAUCCUUAAACCUCUCCCUCAUCACCAAGUCAAAUGUACAGAUUCAGCAACACCCUCAUCGGCUUCCUGAACCUCUUCACUUUGCUGGCCUCCAUACCCAUAAUCGGCGGCGGCUUAUGGAUGGCCAAGAACCGCACCACCUGCGAGAGCUUCCUCCAGACCCCGCUGCUCAUCAUCGGCUUCGUCAUCCUCCUCGUGUCUCUGGCGGGUUUCAUCGGCGCCUGCUUCAACGUCGCCUGGGCGCUGUGGCUCUACCUCGCCGUCAUGCUGCUGCUUAUAGGGGCGUUGAUGGGGUUGACUAUAUUCGGGUUCGUCGUGACGAGCCGCGGCGGCGGCGCCGAGGUGCCGGGGAGGGUUUACAGGGAGUACCGGCUGGCCGACUACUCGCCCUGGCUCCGCAGACGGAUUCAGGAUCCGAGGUAUUGGGAGACCAUCCGGAGCUGUAUACUGGGUUCCAAUACCUGUGCGGCUGUUGUUUAUUGGACUCCUGUUGAUUAUCUCCAGAGGGGCAUGUCUCCCAUACAGUCUGGGUGCUGCAAGCCGCCGACGGCGUGCAGUUAUGCGGCGGAGGCUGGGGCGGCGCUGGGGCAAGACCCGGACUGCUACAAGUGGAACAACGCUCCGAAUGUGCUAUGCUAUGAGUGCGAUUCCUGCAAAGCGGGGGUGCUGGAGACGGCGAGGAGAGACUGGCACAAGCUGUCGGUGCUCAACAUUAUCGUGGUAGUGGUGCUCAUCGGCGUCUAUGCUGUCGGCUGCUGUGCCUUUCAAAACGCCAACCGCUCAGAGUCCGGCUACCCCUACGGCGAGAACCGCAUGUCCAAAUCCCGCCCCAGAUGGGACUAUCACUGGCGGAGAUGGAUGCAAGACAGAAGAAACUGGCUCUAUUAGGCGAAGCUUUUUGUUUAUAUUUCAUCUACACUACAGUUGCCAGUCUCUGUUCUUGAAUCUGGAAAUUAGGCUGAGACAAUUAAAUCUGCUCUUUCUUGUUCAGGAUUGUAUAAGUAUGUAUAUUAAUUUUACUUUCUUUUUCUGCAAA
Messenger RNA from Diospyros lotus (date-plum), 1099 nucleotides. Its product is annotated as tetraspanin-6-like. NCBI's taxonomy places the organism in Eukaryota, Viridiplantae, Streptophyta, Magnoliopsida, Ericales, Ebenaceae. The coding region runs from base 97 to 951 and encodes 284 amino acids. The record is from RefSeq and is a predicted model, not a curated record. Gene Ontology annotation, cellular component: plasma membrane; plasmodesma. The transcript is spliced from 3 exons. Gene Ontology annotation, biological process: auxin-activated signaling pathway.